ACACAUUGGCUGCUGAGAAACAAAGAAAGAUAGCAAAUUUCUGAGGCUGAGCUGAGGUGACCUCAUCUCAUCCACGGAAAUCCUCUCCAUCCCCCUACCUACCAAUUUUUCUACCAAUUUCUCAGGAGAGAACCCCCCCUUCCCAUCGCCGAUGGCCGCCGCACGCCGCUGAGCCGCCACCACCAACGGCCUGGCCUAUCAGCGACCAGGCGCCCGCGAUGGUCGCGGAGGCUGCGCCGUCCUCCUCGGCGGCGAUCUGGUCACACCGCCGCGACGAGAUCACCUUCGACCGCCUCCACAAGUUUUGGAGUGCCUUGUCUCCUCAUGCACGGCAUGAGCUGCUCAGACUUGAUAAACAGACGCUGAUCGAGCAUGCUCGCAAGAACCUGUACUGUUCAAGGUGCAAUGGGCUGCUUUUGGAAAGUUUCACACAAAUAGUAAUGUAUGGGAAGUCACUGCAUCAAGAAGGUUCAGGUGAGCCAAAGAUUCAGGAAGUUGAAUCAGAAGAAGUUCAGGACCCAUCAGUUCAUCCUUGGGGAGGCCUUUCAACAACAAAGGAUAGCAUCCUAACUCUUGAUGAUUGCUUCAUAAAUGCAAAGUCUCUUCAUGUGCUCCAGAAUGUAUUUGACAAUGCACGUGCGAGGGAACAUGAGCGUGAAAUGUUUUACCCUGAUGCAUGUGGUGGGGGUGGCAGAGGAUGGAUUAGCCCAGUGAUACCUAACUAUGGCAGGGGGCAUGGAACACGAGACACAUGUGCGUUGCACACUGCACGUCUUUCUUGUGAUACCCUGGUGGAUUUUUGGUCAGCACUUGGUGAAGAAACUAAAUCAUCUCUUUUAAGGAUGAAGGAAGAGGACUUCAUUGAAAGACUCAUGCAUAGGUUUGACAGAAAGAGAUUUUGCAGAGACUGCAGAAGGAAUGUUAUUCGUGAAUUCAAGGAGCUGAAGGAACUAAAGCGCAUGCGAAGGGAACCUCGCUGCACUAGUUGGUUCUGUGUCGCAGAUACAGCAUUCAAGUGUGAGGUGUUCGAGGAUGCUGUUCUUGUUGAUUGGCACCAAUCUUUAUUGGAACAAGAUGGAUCUUACCAUCAUUUUGAGUGGGCUAUUGGAACAGGUGAAGGAAAAUCUGAUAUUCUAGACUUUGAAGAUGUGGGAAUGAAUGGGCAAGUCCACAGGAAAGGCCUCGAUCUUGAUCAGUUUGAAGACUAUUUUGUUACACUGAGAGCAUGGAGGCUGGAUGGCCGCUGUACAGAGUUCUGUGUGAAGGCCCAUGCCUUGAAGGGCCAAUCAUGUGUUCACCGCAGGCUGAUUGUGGGGGAUGGACUCGUGACAAUUAUGAAACGUGAAAGUAUUAGAGGUUUUUUUGAGCAUGCUGAAGAAGCAGAGGAAGAGGAUGAAGAUGAUGCAAUUGACAGAGAUGGGAAUGACCCUGACAGUGAUGCCACUCAUCCACAGAAGCAUGCUAAGAGCCCUGAACUUGCAAGAGAAUUUCUCCUGGAUGCUGCUGCAGUGAUCUUCAAAGAACAGGUUGAGAAGGCCUUCAGAGAAGGCACCGCCCGGCAAAAUGCACAUAGUGUAUUUGUGUCCCUUGCACUAAAACUGUUGGAAGAACGAGUUCAUGUUGCUUGCAAAGAAAUUAUUACAUUGGAAAAACAGACCAAGCUUCUUGAGGAAGAAGAGAAAGAAAAGCGUGAAGAAGAAGAGCGCAGGGAGAGGAGGAGAACAAAAGAGAGAGAGAAGAAGCAUAGAAGAAAAGAGAGGCUGAAAGGAAAGGAAAGAGACAAGGAAAAAUCGCUAGUUCAAUCAAAUGUUUCAGAUGAUAUUUCACCAUCAUCUCUGAACAACUUAGCAGCACCAAGUAAUAAUGAGUUGCAAGAUAUUUUAGCCUCCAGAUAUUCAUGUAGCGAAGAAGAAGAUAAUGUUGUGGUCAGGGAACAUUACUCUCCUGAUACCUCUGUUGCUCAAUCUUCAAGCAGGGAAAUUGAUGGAAAAAGCAAUGAGCACGAAUGCAGUACAACAGCAGAUUUUGUUCCCACAGAUUGCAAUAGCUCAUUCUUAUGUGAGGAGUCUAAAUCAAGAAAAAACCUGAGAUUUAGAAGAGAUUUGCCUCAAGAACAAGCCUCCAGUUAUUGGUAUGAAGAUCGCCAAGAUGACUCUGGGGGCAUAGGAGAUAUUCAGCAACAGUCAAGGGAGAGGACAAGGAAUACCACUAGAGGCUACAGCACUGUAUUCAGUACAAAUAACCGAACAAGAGAUAGGUACAAGCCUUGCAGUUGUGGCCAUCAGGAAGAUUACAGAUAUUUUUCCACAACAGCUAGACCGAGUAGGGAGAUGAAGAUGGCCAGGAAAGCAGUGGUUGAGAAGCUCAGGUUGCAAUACCGCAGGUGCUAUCCUUUGGACAGCUUCAUAGUGUCGAAAGGAGGUCGUGUUGGUGGUACACCAAACAAGAAUGCAGGCCCGAAGCAAGUAUGGGAGCCAAUGGAUACAAGAAAGAAAGCCAGCUUAGGGAAUGGGAAUAAUGCUGCUGGGACAGCUGAUGAUACCAAUCGAUCCAAUCAAGUGGAAUGCUCAAAGGAUAUCAAUGAAUGCCAAAAGCCUGAGAAAGUGUGUGAACCACUUGCUGAGGUUUGUUCUGAGAGAUCUGAGGAAGCUUGUAGGUCAGACACAGAUGAGCCAUGCAAAGAAAGUGAGAAGAAUCAACCUGCUUGCAAUGAUGGAUCUCAUGUGGUGGACAAGCCCGACUGCUGCUUGACCAAGGAUGCUGGUAGGAUGGCAAACCUAACCAGUUCGGACAGCUCUUCAUGUCUAAGUCAGGGAGAUAGGGAUAGCAGCAUGAGUAGCAUGACCUCAUUGAGUGCUCAGAACGCGGAAUCUUCAUCUACAUCUGAUUCAGAAGAAUCUUCAGAAAGGAACAAUAGCAACCCAGGUGAUCCGCCAACAAAGAAUGCUUCUCGUUCAUUGCUUGAGAUGUGCGCAGGAAAUGGUUUCAGAGAGUACCAACCAAAAGGCAUUCACCCUCCAGAUGGCCACCAAUUCGGGUUCAAUGUGGCCCCUAUCCAGGACCAGAUGUUGCAUCAUCAAAAGGUGCAUGCACCACCAUACUCGUCAGCAUUCUUGGGGUUCCACAGUCAUCCCUUGCCAGUUCCAACAAAUGGAUACAUACCAUAUCCUCAGCCUGCCCACUUCUACCCUAGCUCUGUGGCCCCUGUUGGAUAUGGAGUUGCUGGGAACCAAUGUGUCGACUUUCCAAUGCAGUACAACAAUGUUCAUCCGUACUCAGGUCCUGAAUUUAGUUAUGUGCCUUCGCAGCCAGUCCACAAGGCUCCAGUGAGCUUUCAUGCCGUGCCACCAACCCCGUUGUGUAGAAAUGGGGUGCCGGUGAUCAUAAGUCCAGACAUGCAGCAGAACCAUGCCUUCCCUCCUAAAUUAAAUCAGGCAGUUCCCAAGAAUGGCUAUUCAGAAGACAACACCAAACAGAAAGAUGAUGACAGCACACCAUUCUCCUUGUUCCAAUUCAACCUACCAAUAGCCCCUCCCGCCCCGGCAACAUCCAAAGAAGAGCAGAGUAGGGGAGCAUUGGUGUCGAUACUGCCGGUAGCUCAACCCCAGCCCUGCUCAAGGGAGGAGACAAACAUCAAGGAGUAUAACCUGUUCUCCGGGUGUAAGGGGGUAAUAUUCCCAUUCAUCUAGACAAGAAAGUCAGCAGCUAUUCAAUACAGCAAUAUUUGGCGAGUUAUUUGUAUUCCCCGAAAAACAGAAUAAAUUAGCUCGAGGAUUUUACUGUUGCCCUCGAAUAUUUAUUCCUUUUUAUUUGCUUUGCUUCCCCUUUGUGUGUAUGGAAACUGGAAAGAUAGUGAGUGGUAUAGGUUCAGCAGUUUUGACAUCUGAAUCAGUUAAUCUCGGUUGUUUUAUUUUGACA
Molecule: messenger RNA, 3918 nt
Organism: Phragmites australis (common reed)
Lineage: Eukaryota; Viridiplantae; Streptophyta; Magnoliopsida; Poales; Poaceae
Exons: 8
Coding region: 219-3689 (1156 amino acids)
Source: RefSeq, a predicted model, not a curated record